This is a messenger RNA of Nyctereutes procyonoides (raccoon dog), 1593 nucleotides long. RefSeq names its product keratin 4 (gene KRT4). The transcript has 9 exons. Gene Ontology annotation, cellular component: keratin filament. The record is from RefSeq and is a predicted model, not a curated record. Gene Ontology annotation, molecular function: structural constituent of skin epidermis. Bases 1 to 1593 code for a protein of 530 amino acids. Gene Ontology annotation, biological process: keratinization; intermediate filament organization. NCBI's taxonomy places the organism in Eukaryota, Metazoa, Chordata, Mammalia, Carnivora, Canidae.
AUGAUCCCCAGACAGCAGGGCGCCCGCGGCUCCCGGGCCUUCAGCUGCGGCUCCGCCGUGGUCGGAGGGGGCAGGCGGGCCGCAUUCAGCUCGGCCUCCGUGUCCGGGGGCGCGGGCCGCUGCUCCUCCGGGGGCUUCGGCAGCAGGAGCCUCUACAGCCUUGGGGGCAGGAAGAGCAUCUCCAUGAGCGUGGCCGGGGCCCGCCAAGGCGCUGGCUUUGGGGCUGCUGCCGGUUUUGGUGCCGGCAGCUUCGGGGCAGGUUUUGGAGCCGGCAACUUCGGUAGUGGAUUUGGGGGUUCCUUCAGUGGACGGGGUGGCCCUGGCUUCCCCGUGUGCCCUGCCGGAGGGAUCCAGGAGGUCACCAUCAACCAGAGCCUGCUGACCCCCCUCCACGUGGAGAUUGACCCCGAGAUCCAGAAGGUCCGGACGGAGGAGCGCGAGCAGAUCAAGACGCUCAACAACAAGUUCGCCUCCUUCAUCGACAAGGUGCGGUUCUUAGAGCAACAGAAUAAGGUCUUGGAGACCAAGUGGAGCCUCCUCCAGCAGCAGACGACCACCACAUCCAGCAAAAACCUUGAGCCCCUCUUUGAGGCUUACCUUAGUGCCCUGAGGAAGCAGUUGGAUACCUUGGUCAAUGACAAAGGACGCCUGCAGUCUGAGUUGAAGACCACACAGGACAGCGUGGAGGACUUCAAGACCAAGUAUGAAGAUGAGAUCAACAAGCGUGCAGCUGCAGAGAAUGACUUUGUGGUCCUCAAGAAGGAUGUGGACGCUGCCUACAUGAACAAGGUGGAGCUGGAGGCCAAGGUGGAUGCUCUGAAUGAUGAGAUCAACUUCUUGAGGGUCCUCUUUGCUGCGGAGCUGUCCCAGAUGCAGACACAUGUCUCAGACACAUCCGUGGUCCUGUCCAUGGACAACAACCGGGACCUGGAUUUGGACAGUAUCAUUGCUGAGGUCCGUGCGCAGUAUGAGGAGAUUGCCCAGAAGAGCAAGGCUGAGGCUGAAGCGCUGUACCAGACCAAGGUCCAGCAGCUCCAGAUCUCUGUUGACCAACAUGGUGACAACCUGAAGAAUACCAAGAAUGAGAUCUCAGAGCUCAACAGGAUGAUCCAGAGGCUGCGGGCUGAGAUUGAGAAUGUCAAGAAGCAGUGCCAGACUCUGCAAGCAUCGGUGGUUGAUGCGGAGCAGCGUGGGGAGCUGGCCCUCAAAGACGCCCAGAGCAAGUACAAAGAGCUGGAGGCCGCCCUGCACCAGGCCAAGGAGGAGCUGGCCCGGAUGCUGCGCGAGUACCAGGAGCUCCUGAGCGUGAAGCUGGCCCUGGAUGUGGAGAUCGCCACCUACCGCAAGCUGCUGGAGGGCGAGGAGAGCAGAAUGUCUGGAGAAUGCCAGAGUGCCAUGAGCAUCUCCGUGGUUGGUGGUAGCGCUAGUGCCGGGGGCAUCAGCGGAGGAUUAGGAACCUGCUCUGGGUUUGGCCUGGGCAGUGGCUUUGGCUCUGGCUCCGGAAGUGGCUUUGGAUUUGGUGGUGGUGUUUGUGGCAGUUCCAGCAGCAAGAUCAUCUCUACCACCACCUUGACCAAGAGAUCCCACCGAUAG